Molecule: messenger RNA, 777 nt
Organism: Aegilops tauschii subsp. strangulata
Lineage: Eukaryota; Viridiplantae; Streptophyta; Magnoliopsida; Poales; Poaceae
Source: RefSeq, a predicted model, not a curated record
AUGGUGACGAUGUUGCCUCCUCCUCCUGCUGCUGCACCGCUGGUUCCAGGUCCUUCCGCCUCUCCUGACGUCUUGGAGCAUGCUCUUUCUGAGAUGACCCGGCUGCGAGAAGUUCUUCAGGGCGCUGACUCCCACCUGGUAGCCGGGCGCUUGGAGCUGGUCUCCGGCUGGUUUCACUCAGACGUGUCUGUGCAGGCGGCGCUAAGCCAGGCCACGGCGACCUCUGAGAAGGACAAGCAGGCCGCCGCCCAAGCCACGGCUGCUCGCGAGGUGACGCUGAAGGAUGUCAAGGCUGUCCAGGAUCGCUGCCAGUUGAUGGAGGCCGAAUUGAAGACUCUGCACAACGAGCGUGCGGAAGAAGCUCGUGGCCGCAAGGCGGAGGAGGAGAAGAUGAAGGCCCGGGAGGAUGCCAUCAAGGACCGCGACGCCGAGUUGGAGCAGUUGGCGAAGGCACAGGCCGCGGAGCACAGCCGGCUGGAGAAGCUGGAGCAGAAGGUGGAAGCGGUGAAGGCCGAACUUGAUGCCAAGGCGAAGGUUCUGGCUGAGGAUCGUGUGUCCUUCGAGCUCCUCGAGGAGAGGUCCCGCGUGGCACUGCAGGAAGUAGUGAUCAGCAUCGGCCCCAUGGCAGAGGCAGAAGCCCGCGUUCUUUCCUCCGCCGCGUUGACGUGCGUCUUCAGCCACCUCCAUCUUCGUGAUCCCACCACCGACCUCGACGAGCUGCUGGAACCUGUGGAUGGUGAGCGCUGCAUAGCUGCUGCCGAGGCUGUGAAGGGCUAG